AUGACGACCUACAUACCUUCACUCACGCUGCCUGAGGCAGUCUUCAACAACCUUCCCGGGUCAAUACUGUUGCCAGUCGUCCUUGGGACAGCCGUAGGUUUCAGCACCAGACGUACUUCACCACGCCAUGACCUAACAACAGCGCCCUUUGCAGCCGACAGCAGCCAUCGCGAAUCCGUCACCCUAAAACAUCCCCCCUUACGCCCCCCUGCCGGGGUCUUCGGGCCAGUCUGGACCACGCUCUACGGUAUGAUGGGAUACGCCGCAUACCGAGCAGUGAACCCAGGCAACCUGGCAGUAAACUCUACCGAAACAAUAACCGCUGCCCGACAUGGCGCAACUCUCUACACGAUCCAGCUGGGCCUGAACCUAGCCUGGAUGCCGCUCUUCUACGGCUUCAACCACCCUAUCCUGGCCACCGCCGACGCUGCGGCGCUGCUUGGUAUCAACUCGUACCUGGCUUGGUUAUGGGGCACCAAGGUGGACAGCACGGCGGGCUGGCUGCUGGCGCCCUACGUCGCCUGGCUCGGGUUCGCGACCUACCUCUCGUUCGGGACCGGCUACCUGAAUAACUGGGAUCUCAGCCCCAUGGUCGGUGGUGGGACUGCAGGGGGGAAGAAGAAGGCGUAA
This is a messenger RNA of Chaetomium strumarium, 630 nucleotides long. RefSeq names its product TspO/MBR family-domain-containing protein. The record is from RefSeq and is a predicted model, not a curated record. NCBI's taxonomy places the organism in Eukaryota, Fungi, Ascomycota, Sordariomycetes, Sordariales, Chaetomiaceae. The transcript is spliced from 3 exons. The coding region runs from base 1 to 630 and encodes 209 amino acids. Gene Ontology annotation, cellular component: mitochondrial outer membrane.